Camellia sinensis is the source of this 1006-nucleotide messenger RNA. RefSeq names its product transcription repressor OFP7. Gene Ontology annotation, biological process: negative regulation of DNA-templated transcription. NCBI's taxonomy places the organism in Eukaryota, Viridiplantae, Streptophyta, Magnoliopsida, Ericales, Theaceae. The record is from RefSeq and is a predicted model, not a curated record.
ACCCUUCCAACCUACCAGAAAAUCCUGUCGCUUCAUUCCUCCGACUCUCCCUAAACCCCAUCCUGGUUGACUUCCCGCCAGCGACCCCACCCCCUUUCAAAUCCCACCGCUCCUCCUUCAAGCGCCACGUGUCCUCCACCUUCACAUCCGCCGGCUGUGGGUUCGGCACGCAGUACACCUCAGAAGACGGCCUCACCGAAUCACCGGAAUUCGAGUGGCAGAAAGAAGACAAGUGGCACGUCAUCGCCAAGGUCCGCGACGACACGCCGCGUCACAAAAUCUACAACUCCUCCCUCUCCGGCGAUUCCGACAACGACCUCUUCCCUCCGCCGCACAUGGCGGCAAAAAAGAAACGGCGGAGCAAAAAAAAGAAACCGACAACACAACACCGUAUCAGUACUUCGUCGGCCAAGAGUGGACUGUUUAGCGACGAGAGACACGAAGAAGAAGAGACCGAAACACUAGUAUCAUCUUCUAGAAGCUUCUCAAUUGACUCGUCUCGCGAGACACCCAUUUCACGAAAUCACAAGAAGAAGUUGAAGAGAGCAAAACGCAGCGUUUCGCAAGGAGGGAAGAUGUGGUGGCCGGAGAUUGAGUCGCCGGCGAGGUUGUCGGUGUUGAAUAAGCUGAUACCGUCGUGUGCGGUGGAGGGGAAAGUGAAGGAGAGCUUCGCGGUGGUAAAGAAAUCGGAGGACCCAUAUAAGGAUUUCAAGAGAUCGAUGAUGGAGAUGAUAUUAGAGAAGCAGAUGUUUGAGGAGAGAGAUUUGGAGCAGCUGUUGCAGUGUUUUUUGUCGCUGAAUUCGCGUCAUCAUCACAGGGUAAUUGUCGAGGCUUUUGCUGAUAUUUGGGAGACAUUGUUUUGUAGUUCUAGUAGAAUUUCCACUCAUCAUCAUCAUGGAGUUUCUUUGAAUGCUUUUUCAAGUUCUUGAUAAUUGUUAAUUAAAACGAAACAUAUUAAAAAAAUAAAAUAAAAAAAAAAUUUACUAGUUUUGUGUUAUUAAUUAUU